CGGAUCUGUCGAGAGCUUACUAAUUGUUUCUCGGUUGUAAGUUUACUGUCAUUACAUUUCACCUAUUCAUGCGUACGAUCGUUUCAACUAUAAACAUAUUCUACCCAUAGACAGUAAGCGAGGAUUACAGUUGAGAAGAGCUACUAAACUGAAGUCAGACGCCGUGAAAAUCUCGCAUCGUAUACUAAGUGAGGCCUAGCGGAACGAGAUGGGAUCAUGGCUGGGACACACAGCUCCCGGAACAUUUUUUAUAACCGGUGCCAUAUGGUGGAUGAUACAGUUGUCGUAUCAUAAAUAUCGGGAUAAUCAUCAGGCACAGUGCCGUCUUAUUCGAUAUUUGAGCCAAAAACCAGUCGAAGGGAUCAGUAUUGUUGUUGUCGCACUGGUUGGAGUUUUUGGCGAAAAUAUGCACCCUGCUCCGAAGUGGAGAUUGUUCGACGCGGUAACCGGUGACUUUGUCCAUAUGAACGUUUGGCAACAUUGUACAAUGUAUGUGUACUUCGGUUUGUACGGGAUGAUUAAAAUAAUCGGACAAGCGUACGUACCGAAAUUAUUGAAGUAUUCAACUGUCUUUCUUUCAUUAGCAUUUGGAAUUGAGGGCUUGCUUUUUUACUAUCAUGUUCAUGGUCAUGAUGAUCUAGACAUCCAUAUUCAUAUGUUGCUUGUUCUGGCUGCAUUUGGUUGUUGUAUUUUGGCUUUCCUGGAGUUUCGUUUCCCAGACGAACCAAUUUAUCGUCUGACUAGGAUAUUAUUUACUAUGGUGCAGGGAACGUGGUUUUGGAUGAUAGGUACUGUGUUAUAUCAGCCUCCGUCUGGCAAGAAAUGGUCACCGGAUGACCAUGAAAACUUAAUGUUUCUUACUACUGCUUUUACUUGGCAUGUUCUUGUUAGUAUGGGCGUGUUGACAAUUAUUUACCACAUCGUUCGCAAAUGUAUGAUAUGUAUGGGUCACCAACAAAAAAGCGGUAUGCCUAUUCAAUACCAAGAACUCGCAAACUCGUCUAACCAACGUGGAGUUGAACACAUUGGGCUUUUGGAAACGGCUGAGCUUGGUUCGGAUUUGGAGUGACAAAUCUGGAUAUUAUUAUUAUUAUUAUUAUUAUUUUUUUUUUUUUUUAGGCUGAAUUAAAAUAAGAGACACAUUGCGUCCGUUUUCAUUAUCUGAGGGUGUAGGCCUAAUAUCUAAUAUCGCUUUUGCCAACAGUAAAUGCCAUAAUGCUUUCGAAUACUUCCAGAAAAUAUGCAGAACUCUGCAGUUUUAUAUCUUCGUAUAUGCCUAACAGAUUUAGGCCUACAGUUCAGUUAAAAGUCUUGUCACGAUGUUAUCACUGUAUACAAUAUGCGUUCUGUAGUUUAAUUACACUAUUAUAAUAAGCAUAUCAAUGAUGCUGGUGUCCACCGUUGAGUAUUGUUGAAAUUGAGAGUAUACAACACAAACACUAUUUGUAUGUAUUUUAUUAGGCAUAUUCCACUCAAAACAUGCAAUAGGCAUGUCUUAAAACUUGGCUUGAUACCACAUAGGCUUAUAAAUAUAUAUAUAUAUAUAUAAAUAUAUAUAUAAUUUUUGAAUGAUAUAAUUUAUAAAACAAAUGAAAAUCAUAUUUUGUAAUUCUGAAUGAAUUGGUUGAUAACAAAGCAUCGAAUUAAAUUGACAUGUUUCAUGUUGCUAUUUUUGUUACGCUAUAUUAUAUUUUAUUUGUGUCAUCUAAUUAAAGAGUAACAUAUUUAGUUUAA
This is a messenger RNA of Anneissia japonica, 1734 nucleotides long. RefSeq names its product transmembrane protein 45B-like. The coding region runs from base 209 to 1069 and encodes 286 amino acids. The transcript has a single exon. NCBI's taxonomy places the organism in Eukaryota, Metazoa, Echinodermata, Crinoidea, Comatulida, Comatulidae. The record is from RefSeq and is a predicted model, not a curated record.